AAAACGUCUAAAAAUCUGCCAACCACCGUGAAGAAAAAAAGACUGACCGAAUUUACUGGGAGUGAAAAAGAUUGUGAUUUUUCACGAUUUUCGAGUGAAUUUCCAGUGGAAAGUAAGCGAAUUUUGUUGAAAAUUGUAGCUGGCGUUGAGGGGAGUUGGAGUGUUGUGGAAUUCUAGUGGAAAAGGAGUGAUUUGAGUCGGGAUUUGUUUUGCAGAGCAAAAGGGUAAAAAGGCAAGCUUCAAGCUGGCAGCGGCAACAAUGGCCACCCAGCAGAGCCCCGCGAACCUGCAGGCGGCCAACAGCGAGAAGGUCUUCCAGUGGAUCAACGAGCUGUCCAAUCCGGAGACGCGGGAGACGGCGCUGCUGGAGCUGAGCAAGAAGCGCGAAUCGGUGCCGGAUUUGGCCCCGAUGCUGUGGCACAGCUUCGGCACGACGGCCGCCCUGCUGCAGGAGAUCAUCAACAUCUAUCCGUCGAUAAAUCCGGCCACGCUGACGGCACACCAGUCGAACCGGGUUUGCAACGCGCUCGCCCUGCUGCAGUGCGUGGCGUCCCACCCGGAGACGCGGUCCGUCUUUCUGGCGGCGCACAUCCCGCUGUUUCUGUACCCGUUCCUGCACACGACCUCGAAGACACGCCCCUUCGAGUACCUGCGGCUGACCUCGCUCGGCGUGAUCGGAGCGCUGGUCAAGACCGACGAGCAGGAGGUGAUAACGUUCCUGCUGACGACGGAGAUCAUCCCGCUGUGUUUGCGCAUCAUGGAGUCCGGCUCGGAGCUGAGCAAAACCGUCGCGACGUUCAUCCUGCAGAAGAUCCUACUCGACGACAGCGGCCUCUCGUACAUCUGCCACACGUACGACCGGUUCUCGCACGUGGCCAUUAUUCUGGGUAAAAUGGUCAUCUCCCUGUCCAAGGAACCAUCCGCAAGACUGUUGAAGCACGUCGUCCGGUGCUACCUGCGACUGUCCGACAAUCCGAGAGCCCGCGAGGCCCUCCGCCAGUGCCUGCCGGACCAGCUGCGCGACGGCACGUUCGCGGCCUGCCUCCAGGAGGACAAGUCGACCAAACCGUGGCUGACGCUGCUGCUCAAGAAUCUGGAGACGGUGAGCGUGCCGGGGGCGGACCCGCGACAGGUCGGCAUCUCGCCGCUGACGUCCUAAGCAUGGCCAGCAGCAGCACGUGCACGAAUGUUUGUCUUCAGGCGUCGAUUCGGGGUGGGAACAACCGUGCGUACCUGUGUGGAUGAGCACGAAGCAAACCGAACCAUGAUGUGUAGAGUACGUUUUAGAGCAAACUUGUUACGAGAAAUCAAAAAAAAAAAAGGUCCUCAAAAGAGUCGAAUUGAGCGCAGCAGCAGUUAGCAACACUUUGAUUGUAAAGAAGCAAGCUUAGUUUAAGAAAUUUCAGAAAGAGCAUCUCUUUCCUUGCAAGUCAGAUUAAACUACUUAUUUUUCACCCACGCAAAACAUCGGAACAAAAAAUGAUUUUUGCUUGUAACUUUCUAAUUAUGUUCUCAUGGCGCGUGCGCGCGCACUUUAUUUAAGUCAACAAACUUAUGAUUUUCCUUCUCCUUUAAGUUUUACCAAACUACCGUAAUUUUCUCUUGCAUUGUUUCAGUAUGAUUUGCGUUAGAAAAAAAAUCCGUUAAAAAGAAAUGUGUCCGAUCGAGAAAAAAAAACAACAACUUAGUCAGAAAAUUAACGCUGUUGAUAGCAGGUCGAUACGAAAUAUGCGACAAAAAUAAAAA
This is a messenger RNA of Culex pipiens pallens (northern house mosquito), 1746 nucleotides long. It is a transcript of the gene Rcd-1, whose product is annotated as CCR4-NOT transcription complex subunit 9. Gene Ontology annotation, cellular component: CCR4-NOT core complex; P-body; CCR4-NOT complex. The coding region runs from base 260 to 1159 and encodes 299 amino acids. The record is from RefSeq and is a predicted model, not a curated record. The transcript is spliced from 4 exons. Gene Ontology annotation, biological process: mRNA catabolic process; negative regulation of translation. Lineage: Eukaryota; Metazoa; Arthropoda; Insecta; Diptera; Culicidae.